Gongylonema pulchrum is the source of this 450-nucleotide messenger RNA. Lineage: Eukaryota; Metazoa; Nematoda; Chromadorea; Rhabditida; Gongylonematidae. The record is from the annotation of a GenBank genome assembly.
ACGUUAACUUCCAAAGCGAAUGAGUUGGUGAGCGACAUUGGAUUAAGUGAGGAUGAGCGACGGGAUGAAAUGAGGAGGCGAAUUGAGGGGAUCAGUAGCAGCUGGGAGAAGCCCGAAUGCAGCAGCUGUAAGAACUGGCAUUUGGCAGCUGAAGAGGAAGAAGUGAGUAAUGCCAGAAGGAUCACCUAUGCAGCUUGCUGUCUAUGCUGUUGUCAUGAAAAUGAUCAUCGCUUACUGAUUUAUGCAACGGGAGAUAACGAAUUCGCUCCGCCGCAUCACCUCGCAUUCAAAAUUGUCGAUGGAAACAUGAGGGAAAUUACUGAACCAGCAAGAAGAGGGACAGCAGCAGCAGCGGCAGCAGCAGCAGCAGCAGCAGCAGCAACAGCAGCAGCAGCAGCAGCAGCAGCAGCAACAGCAGCAGCAGCAGCAGCAGCAGCAGCAGCAGCAGCA